AUGAAGGCUAAUCGUGGUGCUAGUGGGAAUGGCAAUUCUUUUAAUGGAGGAACCAACACUCAAAAACGCUCCAAUCUACGCUCAAACUAUAGAGGUAACAACGGCCGUAACUCUACUGGUAAUGGUAAGAAUGAUGUGAUUUCCCCGGCUAAUGGGAAAAAUGAUCCCAAAAUCUCUGCUGUUGAAAAGAACUUGGUGUCUUUGUUCAAUUUGAACGACCAGCAAAUAAAUCAACACAUGAAGGACCGUUUCAACUUCCUUUUAAUCAAUGCUAUUGGUUCCAAGGCCAUUGCUACAGUUAGCUCUGGCUCCAGAUUCAAAGGUAUUGUCACUGCAGUUGACAAUACAACUUUAUCUGUGGUUUUGACUAACCCUGAAUUAUUUGAAAGUGUUUUGGGAGAAGAUUCCGGCAAUGAGGAACUACCAAAGGAAUUGAUUAUCGAAUCAAAAGAUCUUAUGGAUUUGGAGUUGCUUAGUGUAGAUUUUUCUACUACUCUAUCUAAGAAAUCCCAAAGCUUGGCCCCAAUUGGCCACACCAAUGCCAAGAUAGGCUUCAAAACUGAUACUGAUAUUUCUGGUAAUUUGCAAGUGAAGGAAAGGGAUUUACAACGUUGGACUCCUGAAGGUGCUGAAAGUAAUACCACUGCAUUGUUAAGUGGUGGUUUAGAAGAUGAUAUUGAUCACAAUGGUAGUUGGGAUCAGUUUGCAGUAAAUGAAAAGAAAUUCGGGGUUCAGUCUACUUGGGAUGAAAAUUUAUACACUACCAGAUUGAAUAAAGAUUCUCCAGACUACCAAGCCAAAUUGAAAGAAGCAGACAGGAUUGCCAAAGAAAUCGAAAACCAAGGAUUCAAUGGUAACAUUCACUUGGCUGAAGAAAGAGGUAUAUUUGUUGAUGAUUCUGGCAUGGAUGAAGAAGAUAAGUACUCUGGGGUUGAUAGAUCCGGUGCUGAUAAGAGAGGUAAUGAAUUAAUGGCUGCUUUGAGAAGUGGAGUUUCCAGUGGAAGCACAAUGGAAAUCACUAAAAACAAUUAUUUGCCAUCUGCUGUUAAUGGUAAAUACAUUCCUCCAAAACAAAGAAACGAAGUUCAUAACUUGGAUCCUGCAAUCAUUUCUAGUAUGAAGCAAAGUGGAGCAUCACCUUCUCCUGUUUCGGCAUCUUCUUCUAAGAAAAGCGCCCAAGUUAUUUCUCCUCCUCAAGUAAAGCAUCAUCAUGGCCACCAAUCCCAUCUUCAUCAUUCUCAUCAAGAACUGAAAUUGGCGGGACUCAAGUCAAAGACUUCAAAUGAAGAUAAUAGAUUGAAUGCCCAGCGGGAGAUUAACUCUCUCAAAGAGUUUUCCCAAAACUUCAAGAUUCCUCAAAAAUUCCCAAAAGAUUUGUUGCCUAUAUUAUCAAAGGAUAAGCAGAAGCAACAGGAAAUUAUUAAACGAGCCAAUGCUAAUGCAUCUGAACUGCCAAGUAAAGAAGCGCAAAGCUCUAGGGAAAAUACCACUGCUUCUUCCAAAGCAACUGUUUCAAAAGAUAAACCUACUGGUUUACCUAAGGCAUCCACAUCUUCACCAGCUGUUAAACCAUCUGGAUCAACAUCACUUACAGGCUCAAUUUCACCUGCUGAUAAAGCUGGAUUGCCUCCUAAGCCUCCUGCUUCUCGUAGCUCUAAUCAUUCAUCAACUGUUAACUCUCCAAAAUCUGCUGCAGCCACGGUCUCAUCAGCAGCGCCAAAUGUUGCAUCGCCAUUAGCCGCACAGACUUCUGCUGUUCCUCCUAAGAAAAAAAUGGAUCCAAGGGCUCAAUCCUUCAAACUCAAUCCAACCGCUAGGUCGUUCACUCCGGCUAAUGGUUCUCCUAUGAAGAACUUUUCUAAGAUAAAUAACAGUCCUUCGAGGCAAAAUGUUCACAUGGAAGAGUCAUAUAUGAACCCUCAACAUAACCAUCAGCAUCAUAAUCAUCAUAACCAAACACACAGUCCGCGUCCAUCUAAGCGUAACUACUCUCCGCAAGUGUUCUCGGUUAAGAUUCCUCGUGUUGGUGAACGAAGAACCCUCAACGAUGGAGAUUUCAAUUUCAUUCUACAAUCGAGUGAUGUGAUUGAAAAAGCUUACCAAACACAACCAACCUGGGGAGCUACAACGACUGAAUCUCACAAGAAGCUUUAUCCAUCAGAAAUGCCUCAGCAUUUCGCUGGUGGUAAUGGUCUUCGUGGUCCAGGUAUAAAUAUGUCGAUUCCUAGGAAUGCUAUGGGCAAUGGCAUGAUGGGAGGUAUGGGCAAUGGAAUGGGCGGAUAUGGUUUCUAUAAUGGCGGUGGUGCUCCAAUGAUAGCAGGCGGUCAAUUUAUGAACCCAAUGGCUGGAAGUCCGUUCAACUUAUCAGCUGGUGGAUUUGUAUCUUCAAUGCCAAAUCCGAUGAUGAACCAAAUGCCUGGUGCUGAUCCGGCAUUUUUUGCCCAAAUGAACCCAGUUAUGGGUGCUGGUAAUAUGGGAUUCCCAUAUGGCGCUGGCGCUGGUGUACCACCUCAAUUUAUGGCUGCUGCUCAAGGCAGACAUAUGGGAAUGAUGCCAGGGCAACCAGGUCCGGUGGAUCCAAUGAGUAUGUUGUAUCCACAAUUUCAGAAUGGGGGUGGUAGAGGACCUAACAUUGGGAGACAUGCUGGAGGUGGUGGUCCAAACAUGUCACCACAAAUUAACUAUGGAAAUUUUUAG
Saccharomycopsis crataegensis is the source of this 2697-nucleotide messenger RNA. It is a transcript of the gene PBP1, whose product is annotated as Pbp1p. Gene Ontology annotation, molecular function: mRNA binding. NCBI's taxonomy places the organism in Eukaryota, Fungi, Ascomycota, Saccharomycetes, Ascoideales, Saccharomycopsidaceae. Gene Ontology annotation, cellular component: cytoplasmic stress granule. Bases 1 to 2697 code for a protein of 898 amino acids. Gene Ontology annotation, biological process: cytoplasmic stress granule assembly. The record is from RefSeq and is a predicted model, not a curated record. The transcript has a single exon.